Labrus mixtus (cuckoo wrasse) is the source of this 1090-nucleotide messenger RNA. Its product is annotated as protein FAM107B. Gene Ontology annotation, biological process: actin filament bundle assembly; actin filament polymerization; regulation of actin cytoskeleton organization. The record is from RefSeq and is a predicted model, not a curated record. The transcript has 5 exons. NCBI's taxonomy places the organism in Eukaryota, Metazoa, Chordata, Actinopteri, Labriformes, Labridae. Bases 451 to 888 code for a protein of 145 amino acids. Gene Ontology annotation, cellular component: synapse; neuron projection; stress fiber.
CAAACAUCACACGUCUCUGCGUAUCAGCCCGUUGGCGUGCUUCGUCCCCCUUGUUGAACCUCGUCUGCCUGUUGGUUGUGAACACGAGGGGCCGGGCUCCAGGUGAGUGCUCCACUCAGGGCCUCUCAUGUAACACUGCUCUCAAUAGUAUCACUGUCCGUCAGCUCCUCGCCAUGGUUAAUGUUCUCAGACGACAGCCUCUCAUGACGGAGCCGCACAUCACAGCAGCUACCCAGCAUGCAGCAGGAGCCUGGGCUCCAGGCCAGGUCCUCAGGUGCUGCCCUCCAUCGAGGCUUUUCAUUCGCUGAGAGCCACGUCUGCCGCGGCUUCUUCUUCUUUUUUUAAUUCUAAUACCUGGUCCGAGCUUCUUACUCCAUCUGAACACGACUCGGCCUGCAGGUCGCCGUGUCCCUUCAUGGUUCAUGUCAUCACAACAAUAAUCACGCACAUAUGGAUGUCCAGCCAGCCUCUAGAAACAGGAUGACCAUCAAUCCUCAUCCGCAGCACGGUAAUCACACAAGAGAUAAUGGAGUCAAAGCUGAAGCCUCUCCAGGUCCGUCUAAUCUGGUCAGAACGUCCAGGACUCAUAAUGAGCUUCACAAGGAACUCCUACUGGCCCAUAAGAAGGGUCUGGCACUGAGCAGCAGGUCAGAGCUGCAGCAGGCGUUGGAGAGGAGGAAGAGGGUUCAGAGCGACCGUGAAGAGGAGGGACAGAGCCGGACUCCCCUGGAGGACGUGCUGCUCCGACGUCAGCAGAAACAGCACGAGAAGGAGAAGGAAGAGGGGGAGAAGGUUCAAGAGGAAGCCCAGCUGAUGGAGUUUGUUCGAGUCCGACAGAACCUGAGAAAGAUCCACUCUGCGAUCCAGAACAAGGCUGCACACUCGUAAGGUUUCUUCAGAUGACUGAACUCUGACCUUAUCUGACUUACUGCCUUCAACACGCCCUUCAAGAGGAACAACACGGUGUAUGAAAGACAAUUAGGGCGCCCUCACACUAACCAAUCCAUACCCUGCCUUAGCAUGCUUCACCCCCCAAAGUCCAGUUUGUUUAACUAGUGUGAGUGCUCCGAUCUUUGCUCGAGCCCGGUAC